AUGUCGUUUCUCGGUGGCGCAGAAUGCUCAACUUCGGGCAACCCUCUCAGCCAGUUUCAGAAACACGUUCAGGAUGACAACAGUCUACAGAGGGACAGACUAGUGCAGCGAGGUCCCAAUGCUCUCGCCGGCGGCUUCAGAAGCGUUGGCGCAAGCACCCCGCAGGAUGAGAUGAUGAACGGGUUCCUCAAUAAUGCACCUGGUCUUCAACAAGACCUUCCCAUGCAGAACGGCGCUGUCCGAAUAGACCCUGUCCAAGGUGCGCAUCUGCGCGCGAACUCGACAUCACCGACAUGGGCGAAUGACUUCCAGAAGCAAGCCGCCAUGGAAUCGGCUUUCAACGUACCCCAAGGGGCACAGUUUAGCCCCGAGGAUUUUGCGCGCUUCAAUCAGAUGAUGGCCCAUCAGUCGUCGUCGGCGAGAGCAAGCCCGAUGCCCAGUCAGAUGGCCCAGCAAUCAAGAAUAGGAAUGGGGAUGGGGAUGGGGAUGGGGAUGGGCAUCGGAUACAACAACAUGAUGGGCCAGGGUAUGUUCCAGCCCAUGUACCAACAACCUAUGCAACAACAACCGCAGCACGAGGAUGUCAAGGGCAAGGGAAAGCUUGUGGAACUUGACGACAACAAAUGGGAAGAACAGUUCGCCCAGAUGGAACUGCAGCAGAAGGAAGACGCCGAGGCACAGGCAGCGGAGCCUGAACUGGAGGAAAUGGAUCGGGCAAUGCAAAGUGAGACAGGCUUCGGCGAUUUCGAGUCAAUAUGGAGGGGAAUUCAGGCUGAAACUGCUGCAGCAAAAGGCAUGGUCGACGACACGACAUUCGACAAGUUCGACAGCGAAGACUGGGGUCCAGACUUCACCGGCAUGAACGGCGACUGGGGUCGGUUGGGCGAUCCCGUAAUCGAAAACUACCUUUUUGAGGAGGAUAACUUCUUCAGUGAGGAGAAGAACGCGUUCGAAGAAGGCGUGCGGAUUAUGCGCGAGGGUGGAAACCUAUCGUUGGCAGCUUUAGCUUUCGAGGCGGCCGUCCAGCAAAACCCAGAGCAUACAGAGGCUUGGGUGUACCUGGGCUCGGCGCAGGCACAGAACGAGAAGGAGACUGCGGCAAUUCGUGCGCUAGAGCAAGCGCUUAAGCAAGAUCCCAACAAUCUGGCCGCUCUUAUGGGCCUGGCUGUUUCUUACACCAAUGAGGGAUACGAUAGCACCGCCUACCGGACACUCGAACGGUGGCUAUCGGUCAAAUAUCCAAACAUCAUCGCACCAACGGACCUGCACCCCAUGGCCGAAAUGGGAUUCACGGACCGGCAACAACUGCACGAUAAGGUGACCGGCCUAUUCAUUAAGGCUGCUCAGCUCAGCCCGGAUGGUGAACACAUGGACCCCGAUGUCCAGGUCGGUCUGGGUGUUCUCUUUUACGGUGCUGAAGAGUACGACAAGGCCGUUGACUGCUUCACGGCGGCUCUCCACUCGUCGGAACUUGGAACCUCAAAUCAGCAAGAACAGCUACAUCUGCUGUGGAAUCGCCUCGGUGCUACCCUCGCCAACUCUGGACGCUCCGAGGAGGCUAUUGCGGCGUACGAGAAGGCAUUGAGCAUUCAUCCCAAUUUUGUUCGUGCCCGUUACAACCUUGGCGUAAGCUGCAUCAAUAUUGGAUGUCACGCUGAGGCUGCGUCACACUUCCUCGCAGCGCUCAACAUGCACAAGGCCAUUGAGAAGAGCGGCCGUAGCAUGGCGUACGAGAUCCUGGGCAGUGGCGACAGCUCGCGCGGCGGUACCAGCGCAGCUCAAAUCGACGAGCAGAUCGAUCGCAUGACCGCGCAAAACAGGAGCACGACGCUCUACGACACUCUAAGAAGGGUGUUUACGCAGAUGGGACGACGAGACUUGGCCGAGAAGACGGUUGCGGGUGUGGACCCCGAGAUCUUCAGAGGCGAGUUCGACUUUUAG
Molecule: messenger RNA, 1941 nt
Organism: Colletotrichum navitas
Lineage: Eukaryota; Fungi; Ascomycota; Sordariomycetes; Glomerellales; Glomerellaceae
Product: tetratricopeptide
Exons: 2
Coding region: 1-1941 (646 amino acids)
Biological process (GO): protein import into peroxisome matrix, docking
Cellular component (GO): peroxisomal membrane; cytosol
Molecular function (GO): protein binding
Source: RefSeq, a predicted model, not a curated record